UGUAAGUGACACAGCUUUCUGAGAGCACCCGGGUGGGCGGGGGGCUACUCCCCCUCAGUGGGCUAGCAGAAGCCCUGGGUGGCUAGCAGAGGGAGGCAGAAAGCAGCCUGGUUUGUGUGUGAGCCAGGGGAAGGGCAGCCCGGGCACAGGACAACUUUGUGAUCUACGAAGCGGUUUUGAGGAGGUGUCAGGGGGCUGCCUUUCCUGUGAAAUCUUUGCAGUCUGUCUUUCAGAUAUGAACAGUCGCUCAGCUGUGCUUUUUUGCUCUUCUGUGAGUUUUUAUUCGCUGUAUUUGCUAGGCAGGGAGCAGUGUCUGAGCUUCCCCUGUGGUAGGAAUGGCACUGAUUGAUCCCUGCCAUUCACUAUAGAAAGAGGCUGUAGGUCAGCUGGGGUUCCAGGCUCAUCAGGUUUCCUCCUCCUCUCCGAGAAAGGCUGUGACUUGUGGCACCUUGGCUGAAAAAAAGCAACUGCCAAAGGCUGGAGAGGGAAAGGGCAAAACCAACAAUCACAAUAAGUAAAGCAUAGGGUUUUUCAGGCAGACAGCAGGAAUGUGUGCCAUCAGGAGAGCCCAGCCAUGUCAGGGUCCUCCCAUGUGCCCAGAUGCCUGAUGUAGACCUGGGAUGUAGGUUUAGGCUCGAGUCUUCCCAUGAAAGCAAGAAUAGGGGAUGGAUGCAGAGUAUGAGGGCUUCCUGCUAAAGCACCUGUGGCAGCAGGUGUUUGGAAAACCACCUCAUUUUGAAGUCUGAUUAAAUUGAGGGGAAAGGAGCUUUCACAGUCUGUCUCUCCUUAUAACAGAGCCUGAGCAACAGAGCUUAAAUCAAAUUCAGCAACAGCUUUGUAUGCUCAGAGACUAUGUGGCUGGGCAGUUUGAUUUUAAAGGGCUAUGUCAUGCCCGCUGGGGAGCCCACGAAGAGACACUCUUGACUGAAGGCCCUCCCGGAGGAGGUAAAGAUGUAGUCUUGAUUGAGAACAGGCAUGUUCUGGAGCAUCUUUGAGCUGGAACAAACGUCCAGCAGCUGUUUCUCUCAGAAAUGAGCAUGAACAUAUUUAGUCCCCGCGCUGCAGGCUGCGCAGCUUGUGAUUCUCCCCACUAACCUUGACAGCGCAGGCAGCAGCUCUGCAAGCUCCCCUCGGCCACAUGCCCACCUGAGGGAGCUUCGCAGAGCAGGGGACGGCUUUGUGCAGGCUGCCAGGAGGCAGGCUGAGCCAGCACAGGAUUGUAACAUCGGCAGGGAGGCAGGCUGCACACUGUCUUGCUUCAGAAGGGUAAAAAAGACCCAGGUAAGCAGCUCCUAGGGCCAGGUCCCAGCAUCCCACACACACAAGCUCAGGCAAUGCAGCACCACCAACUUCACCCGGGGAGGAAAGGCGUUACAAGCUCCAGAUGAAACAGCGUGGGAAAGCCUGGGAUUUGUUCGAUAGCUUUCGUGCUGGCCCAAGAUCCACUUGUCAGUGCACUGCACAUGGCUAAGCACCCCGGGGCAGCCUUCCAGGGCCAGGUGGGAGGACUGAAGCAGGGCAGUAUCUCCUCCUCAUCACCCAAAUCCAAUAAGUGAGCCGAGGAAGGACACAAGUGUGCCACAUGGCUUCCUGAGAGCCUCUCGGAGCUUAGCAGGCUGAUAUGGGAAAUGCAUCCAACACCUCCGUGUUCACCUCCACCCUGUCGGAGAGAGAAGACCUGAUUUUUGGCACACUCUACCUAGUCUUUGGCCUCGUGUCUCUCUUGGGGAACUCGCUGCUGCUGCUGGUGGCCUAUCGCAAGCGGUCCACGCUGAAGCCCGCCGAGUUCUUCAUCGUCAACCUGGCUGUCAGCGACCUGAGCAUGACAGUGACGCUCUUCCCCUUGGCCACCCCGUCCUUCUUCGCGCACAGGUGGCUGUUCAACCAGGCCAUGUGCACCAUUUAUGCCUUCUGCGGGGUGCUGUUUGGGCUGUGCAGCCUCACCAGCCUGACAGUGCUCAGCGCCGUGUGCUGCCUGAAGGUCUGCUACCCGGCAUACGGUAACAAGUUCUCCCCCUCCCAUGCCGGCGUGCUGCUGCUGUGUGUCUGGGCGUAUGCCCUGCUCUUUGCCAUGGCCCCCCUGGCCGAGUGGGGCAGCUACGGCCCUGAGCCCUAUGGCACCGCCUGCUGCAUCACCUGGGAAGCCUCCAGCCAAGAGGCCACGCUCUAUAUCCUCGCCCUCUUCAUCUUCUGCUACCUUCUCCCCUGCCUCCUCAUCCUCGUCUCCUACUCGCUGAUCCUGUGGACGGUGCAGGUGUCCCGCCGAGCCGUGCGGCAGCAUGUGUCCCCACAGCGCAGAGCCGGAGGCAUGCACGGCCCCAUGGUGAAGCUGAGCAUCGCCGUGUGCUUGGGCUUCCUGGCUGCCUGGACCCCUUAUGCCGUCGUUGCCCUGUGGGCAGUCUGCAGAGGUGCCAGCCAGGUGCCAGCACUCGCCUUCGUGCUGUCGGCUGUCUUUGCCAAGUCCUCGACGCUCUACAACCCGCUGGUGUAUCUGCUCUUCAAGCCCAACUUCUACAAGUUCCUCUCCAAAGACAUUGUGCUCCUCCAGGCCAUCCGCACUGUCCUCUGCUGUGGCUGCCUGGGCACCGUGCUCCAGCCCUUCCCACCUGGAGAUGCCAGUACCCACUUCUCCCUGGGCUUCAGCCACCACCAUGGGGCCUGCAGGAGCUGCAGCGAUGCUUUUGAAUGCUUCAGCAACUACCCCAGGUGCUACAAACUGCCCCAGGGCCCUGGCCCCUCGCCCACUCCCCUGGCCAUCCUGGCUGAUGGGGCCACUGACCAGCCGGGGCUGAAGAGCGCAGUGCAGGUCAUGGUGCUUGUGACACGGAGGAGGUCAGGGCUGGGCGCUGCCAGUGUGGCAGGGGAGGUGCUGCCAGAGGGGAUCAUGAAGGAUCUCCUCUGAGUGCUUAGAGCCCAGAGGUGCCCCAGCAUCCUGGCCCCAGCUGUGCCCGAGCCCCACAUUGGAAGAAAAACCCCGAAGUGGAAAAACCCAAAUGCGACAUUUCUCUCAUCUCUGUACCUGAUGGGUCCCCAGCAUGUUCUGCAGAUGAUGUGACACCAACCUUGCGUCCCCUUCUGUUGUUGCUCUUGUGACUUUGAGCCUAGCAUUUGCACUUGCAAAAUAUAUAUAUAGAACAAUACCAGACCCCCAGUGCCUGAAAUCAGGCGAGGGUGCAACUCCAGGCUGCAGCUUUACUGCUGUUUGCUCUCUGGACCCUGGGCCUUAGUUUCUACAUCCUGGUGCUCUGAUGACCAAACAGGGACUUGGUUGUCUUAAGAAACUGU
This is a messenger RNA of Anas platyrhynchos (mallard), 3285 nucleotides long. Its product is annotated as opsin-5-like. Gene Ontology annotation, molecular function: G protein-coupled receptor activity. The record is from RefSeq and is a predicted model, not a curated record. Gene Ontology annotation, biological process: G protein-coupled receptor signaling pathway. Gene Ontology annotation, cellular component: membrane. Lineage: Eukaryota; Metazoa; Chordata; Aves; Anseriformes; Anatidae.